Molecule: messenger RNA, 564 nt
Organism: Soboliphyme baturini
Lineage: Eukaryota; Metazoa; Nematoda; Enoplea; Dioctophymatida; Soboliphymatidae
Source: the annotation of a GenBank genome assembly
AUGCUUUGGCCGCAGGCGCUGAUGGUGGUGACCGUGGUGACCUUGGGCUGUGGCCCCGGCGCCGCCUCCUCGCCCAUGGACACGUACCCGGAAGCUGGGGGCGUCUAUUCAGGCAACCAGACGCUGUACUUCGUCUCCAGCCCGUACAAAGUCACCCGUACGAUCUUCGUGCAAGCCGGCGCCAACCUCACCAUCGAACAGGGCGUCAAGCUGCACUUCGCCAGCGGCAUCGGAAUUGUCGUCCAGGGUGUGCUGCACGCUGUGGUAAGAAUGGAGCCGCGCGCGAGAGCACCGGUGUUUUUUACCAGCACCCGAUCGUGCGGCAGAUGUUUUUCCUCCAUGGCCAAAAAAGACGUGACACGCUCCUUUUGUCGUCGCGGCUGCAUCCCCAACACCAGCUUCGGCUGGCGGCUAAGCUUUUCCUUUCCGUCAGCCGUUCAUCCAUGUACCUUUCACGAUAUGGUCAAAUCGCACAAAUCCGUCCUUCCGUCAACCGUUCCUGACAACGGUUCAUAUGCAGCGACUGAGGCACAGAUGCAUCAGCUGUUGUUCAGAGAGGCAUGA